GACAACAGCUCAACUUCUAUGGCUCAACAGGCCACGACGACUUCUCCGACGCAAGAGCAAGGUGCCGGCACUGCCGGUGACAAUGAACAAGAUGACGUUUCCGAGGAGAUCCACCAGCUCUGGCUUAAGUCAGGAACCACCCGAGAUUCCAUGGUGCAAACACUCAUCGACUGCAACGGAGAGAAGGUAGAGCUCUACAAGGACACCCAAAAAUUCAGGAAGGACAAGUACGAUGAGGACUUGGAACAGUUCUGGUGCGAAAAACGCACCAUUGGCCAGCAGGGUACGAAUGAAAUCGAAGGACUCAAGGAGAAAGUGUCAGGUUCUGGACAAUCUUCGAGCCUCAACAUCUCCGGCUUGCAGGGUAACCUGGAUCGUGAGUGGGGUCGCGAUGGCAGGGAAGGUUGUGCAGAAGAAGCUCCAAAGAAGGCAACGGACAACAUCCCGUUGUACAUGAAGGAAUGUGUGUCAGCACGAGACAAACUCACCAAGUUCACGGACAAGCUGGAUAUGACUGACCCCACAGUCAAGCUGGAAAUGCCGAAGAUGCUGGAGAUCCGAGACCAACUUGGGAAAUUAUACGAUGGCCUUGCAGGGAUGCAAGCCGAUUCUAAAGUCGGUGCUAUGUCUGAAGCGCACUUUGGAUAUCAUCCUGGGAUGACGCUUGCCAUCUCUUGCGAAGUGAAGAACAAGUGCCUCGGCAGGGGUGUGCGACUCGAACGUUUACUUUAA
Messenger RNA from Symbiodinium necroappetens, 732 nucleotides. Lineage: Eukaryota; Dinophyceae; Suessiales; Symbiodiniaceae. The record is from the annotation of a GenBank genome assembly.